This is a messenger RNA of Coniophora puteana RWD-64-598 SS2, 1415 nucleotides long. RefSeq names its product NAD(P)-binding protein. Gene Ontology annotation, molecular function: quinone reductase (NADPH) activity. Lineage: Eukaryota; Fungi; Basidiomycota; Agaricomycetes; Boletales; Coniophoraceae. The transcript is spliced from 7 exons. Bases 218 to 1309 code for a protein of 363 amino acids. Gene Ontology annotation, biological process: cellular response to oxidative stress. Gene Ontology annotation, cellular component: cytoplasm. The record is from RefSeq and is a predicted model, not a curated record.
AAGCUUUCAUCAUGGCAAGUCCUCGUGCCAACUAAACAGGACCGGGUGCAACCUAACCGAGGCCUGAACGAAUCAGCCUUGGGUCCAGCGGCGAUCCGAAACGACCGAAAAGCCAACCUUACUAGUAAGCCACUUUGCAGUCGCGCGCCGCCACGAACAGUAUAUAACCCGCGAGGCGUGCACGCAUUCGGCCCCCCUCACUAUCUUCCCAUCGUGUAUGUUCGGCUCGACACGACGCCUAUUCACGCUUGCUCGCCAGUUCGCUACACCAUCCGCAAAGAUGUCAACGUAUCCGUCUAAGAUCUACGCCCUUGGCAUGUCAAAGACCGGGCCGAUCGACGUGCUCGAGAAGAUCGAGGUUCCGUUCCCUGAGGUUAAGCCGGACCAUCUUCUUAUCAAGGUCAACUACAUCGGGGUCAACUUCAUCGAUACCUACUACAGACAGGGGCUUUACCCCGUCGACAACUUCCCUUUCGUCCUUGGCAAGGAAACAUCCGGCACUAUCAUCGGUCUUCCAUCCGACCAGACUACCCUCAACGAUCCCGACUACAAAGCUCGAGGGUAUAAGCAGGGAGGAAAAGUUGCAUCCGAUGUCCUGAGCACCCACGCCGAGUAUAUCUCCGUGCCAUGGAAGACGGUUUACCCUGUUCCAGAUGCUGUCUCGCCUCUGACGGCCGUAGCGACUCUCGUCCAGGCUCUGACAGCUGUAUCGUUCAUGGACGAGGCCUAUGCUGUCAAGAAGGGCGAUACGAUACUCAUUCACACUGUCGCUGGUGGCCUGGGCCUGCUCAUGGCACAGUACGCCAAAUCCCUCGGCGCUACCAUCAUCGGGACGACCUCAACAACGGAGAAAGCCGAGCUAGCAAAGAAGAACGGGGCAGAUCAUGUCAUCAUAUACAAGACUGAAAACACGGUCAAGCGUGUGCUGGAGAUCACCAACGGGGAAGGUGUCGAUGCCAUCUUCGACGGCGUGGGCAAAGACACCUUCGAUGCCAACUUCGACAUGAUAAAACGAAAAGGCACGCUCAUCUCCGUGGGCAAUGCCUCCGGCGCCGUGCCCCCAUUCCCACCUCUGAAGCUCCUUCCAAAGAACUUGAAGCUACUUCGCCCGACGAUGAACAAUUAUGCGUAUACCGCGCAAGAAGCGCUCUACUAUGGUCAAAAAGUUUUCGACCUCGUCCAGAAGGGAACACUCAGGCCACAUGUUCACAAAGAGUAUCCUUUUACCACCGAGGGUGCGCAGCAGGCGCAGAAGGACCUGACGAGCGGUGCGACCACCGGCAAGGUGGUGAUCAAGGUCUCAGAUUGAAUCGGCGGAGUGCGGUAGAAAUUCAAUGUAAUAACAGUGAUUAGUAUCUUGCGUGUGUUUCUUGUAUUGCCUUUGGAGACUGGUUCACUCCGAUUGAGCCGCCCGC